Messenger RNA from Penicillium lagena, 1089 nucleotides. Its product is annotated as zinc-dependent alcohol dehydrogenase. The transcript has 4 exons. The coding region runs from base 1 to 1089 and encodes 362 amino acids. Gene Ontology annotation, molecular function: oxidoreductase activity; zinc ion binding. NCBI's taxonomy places the organism in Eukaryota, Fungi, Ascomycota, Eurotiomycetes, Eurotiales, Aspergillaceae. The record is from RefSeq and is a predicted model, not a curated record.
AUGGCUAGCACUGGCAUCCCCAAAACACAAACCGUCGCUCUUGUUCGAGACCUAGGCGGGACGGUUGAGUUCCAGACUGACUACCCCGUUCCCACGCCGGGAACAAAUGAAGUCCUAGCCAAAGUGCUAUAUACCGGAGUCUGCCAGAGCGACCUCCACACCAAAGCCGGUACAGCCGCCGGACCCGACGGCAAUCCGAUAACAAAAAUCAAGCUCCCGCACGUCGGCGGCCACGAAGGAAUCGGAGAGAUCGUCGCGCUAGGUCCAGACAUUACACACAGCCACGGGUUGAAAGUCGGCGGACUAGUGGGGAUCCGGUUUUCGAGUCGCAUCUGUCGGCGGUGCGAGUUUUGUCUUGCGGGUACGGAGCAGUACUGUGUUAAGAGUACCAACCAUCUCCACCAUGAGGAUGGCAGCUUUCAGCAGUAUAUUGCCCUCGAUGCGGACUAUUUAACAGUUCUCCCGGAUGAUGUGGACCCAAAGGUUAUGGGGCCGGUGCUUUGUGCGGGACUGACAGCUUAUAAGGCGGUUUUGAAUACCAAUAUCCGUCCGGGGAACUGGUUGGUUGUUGUUGGUGCGGGAGGUGGUCUUGGACAUUUGGCAGUUCAAUACGCGAAGGCACAAGGCGCAUUGGUCAUCGGCGUGGACACCGGCCCCGGAAAACGAGACUUCGUCCUUGGCAUGGGCGCCCAGGAAUUCAUCGACUUUGCAACCGAGGACCCGAUCAAAAAAGUACACGCCAUCACAGGACUAGGCGCACACGCCGUAGUUGUGACGGCCGGCAAUGCAAAAGCCUUUGCACACGCAUGUGAGAUGCUGCGGGUCGGAGGAACAUUGAGUUGCGUGGGUAUUCCCCCCGGAAGCCCAUGCCUCGAGACGCCUAUCUGCACGAUCGUCAUCAAGGGCCUGAGGAUCACCGGGAAUCUUGUUGGUUCGUUGAAGGAAUGCAUGGAGGCAGUGGACUUGGUGCGUCGGGGUGUGGUCAAGCCGGUUAUCAAAGUCCGGCCAUUUAAGGAUUUACCCAAGGUUUAUGAAGAGAUGGAGAAGGGUGAUAUUGCUGGUAGGAUUGUGCUCCAGGUUGCAGAGUGA